UAUUCUCUGUCGUAAUUUGAAAAAGGAAAUUGUUAUUGGCAACCCUUUAUUUCCUACGAAUCAUCUUAAAAAAUAAUAAAAUAUAAUUUAACUAAAUACAAUCUCUCGAUUACUGAUCAUAUCCUUAUUUUUCACAACCUCAAUUAUCAUUACGACAGAGUGAAAGAAAAAUAUAAUUGUCGUUAUUUCGUAACUUUAGUUAUGUUCAAGAGAUAUACUGGAAGACGCUGAAAGCAGACGCAAGUAUGUUGAAGUAGAUUGGGCCUCGUUGGGCUAUAAAUGUACAACUGCAUCUUCCCGGCCUGUCAAAUUAACAGCAUUAGAUCAUGUAUGAAAUUGAUGAUCACAUUCACUUAGUUUUGUUUUCUUUGAUGGUCUCCCAGCCACUCACAACACACACUGUUCUUCGAUCCAUGAUAUGUAUUAUCAUUUUGCAAUUUUGGUGGAGAAACCAUGUAGCUGACUCAUAGUUUUAUGUUAUUUUAAUUUGUUGGAUUGUUGGAAGCCUUAUAUCCUGAUAUAAAUCUAAAGAGACGAGGUUAUUUAAGAUGCUCACUACAUUUAAAAUCUUGAAUUAUUUGUUUUGAUUGAGAUUUUUCUGUGGCUUUUUCAGAAUGCUUGUUAUGUUCAGUUGUAGUCUCACUGUGGCUACUUUUUGACCAGUGAAUGCAAUGCAUAUUCAUGUUUGUAUGCAUAUAUCCAUGAGAACAUAUAAGUUGUUGUGCAGGUAAGCUUGGCCUUUGCUAAGAUUCUUUCAUGAACCCGAACGAACGGAUGUCGCCAAUUCGAAUUCGAUUUUGCUUUUUGAUGUUGAAAAGUCGGAACCGUGUCAAUUCCGGAAGCAUGACUAACAGUGUUUGCGCUGCUUCCUUGCGUGUGCAAGUGUAGUGCUCCACAAUGGCAGCUCUUCACAUCUCUCUCCUUCUCCUCCUCCCUCUGCUCACAUUACUUCUCUUCUCAGGUAGGAGGAGGAAAGGUAACGCAGCAUGGAAGCUCCCACCAGGGCCAAACACGCUCCCCAUCAUCGGCAACCUCCACCAGUUGGGCCGCAGCCUCCUGCACCAGUCUCUGUGGGAACUCUCCAAGCAACACGGCCCUGUCAUGCGCUUGAAGCUUGGCCAUGUCCCCGCCGUGGUCGUCUCUUCCGCGGGGUCGGCCGAGCAAGUCCUCAGAACCCACGACCUCGAGUGCUGCAGCCGGCCUCGCACCAUCUCCACCGCGAAACUCUCCUUCGGCGGCUCCGACGUGACCUUUGCCCCGUACGGAAGCCAUCGGAGGAAUCUGUGGAAGGUUUGCGUGGUGGAGCUCUUCACCACCAAGAAGACCACGUCCUUUAGACCAGUGAGAGAGGACGAGGUCCAGAGAACCGUGGAAUCGAUCCGUUCUCGUGCUCCCAAUUCGGUCAUCGUCAACCUGAGUGUGGAGCUGCUCUCUCUUGCUGCCAAUAUCACUUGCAGGACCGCCUUCGGCGGUCGCUGCCACGACGGUUUCCACCGCAUCACCAAAGAGUGUCAAGCAAUCCUUGCCGCCUUCUUCGUAGCAGACUACUUCGCCAUGCUCGGGUGGGUGGACGUGAUCGGAGGAACGCAAGCCAGAGUUCAAGAUGUCUUUCUUAAGCUCGAUGUUUUCUGCCGACGACUCAUAGAUGACCAUCUCGAUCCAAGGAGGCGGCUAUCCGACGAUGGUGAAGACACCUUGGAUGCUCUGCUCCGCCUCCGAAAGGACGACAACAAUAUUACAGACGCUCACAUCAAAGGAGUACUCGUGGACAUCUUCGUUGCCGGGUCCGACACAUCCGCGUCGGGGGUAGAGUGGGCGAUGACGGAGCUCAUGAGGCACCCGGAGAAGCUGAGACGGGCACGAGAUGAGGUGAGAGGCUGCGUCGGGAGGAAAGGGAAGGUAGAAGAGAGUGACCUCCACCAGCUCGCGUACCUCAAGUGCGUUGUGAAGGAGACACUGAGGCUGCACCCUCCCGCUCCACUGCUUGUUCCGAGAGAGACGAUGGAGCACGUUAAGCUGGAUGGAUAUGAUGUUCCUCCCAAGACAACGAUCUAUGUAAACGCAUGGGCGAUAGGGAGGGAUCCCAACUCAUGGGAGCGGCCGGAGGCGUUCGAGCCUGAGAGAUUCAUGCGGAGCUCUGUAGACACGAAUGGGCAAGACUUCAAGUUCAUACCAUUUGGCGAAGAUCGAAGGAUUUGUCCUGCUAAGAACGUUGGCAUGGCAACGAUGGAGCUUGCGCUGGCCAACCUCUUGUAUUCUUUUGAUUGGGAUUUACCAGAUGGGAUGAAGAAGGAAGACAUCAGCAUGGAUGAAGCGCCUGGCAUUGCUGUGCACAGGAAAUUUCCUCUGGUUCUUGUGGCCACCAAGUAUGGUGGAAUAGAUGUGAAAGAUAAAUCUGAAUGUUGAUUCUUCUCUGAAACCAAAAAAAGAAGGCUUAAAUCUAUGUUGUACGAACAGACCUCACCUGUGGGUUAUACAGCAGUCUUUCUCAUGGUGAUCUUAUUAAAAUGAUAUUGUCUUCAUGUUUCGAUUGAA
Musa acuminata AAA Group (dessert banana) is the source of this 2535-nucleotide messenger RNA. Its product is annotated as cytochrome P450 71A1-like. Gene Ontology annotation, molecular function: oxidoreductase activity, acting on paired donors, with incorporation or reduction of molecular oxygen; heme binding; monooxygenase activity. The transcript has 2 exons. The record is from RefSeq and is a predicted model, not a curated record. Lineage: Eukaryota; Viridiplantae; Streptophyta; Magnoliopsida; Zingiberales; Musaceae. The coding region runs from base 898 to 2406 and encodes 502 amino acids.